AUGCAUUAUUUUGGAAUUGAAAACCACCACCGAUCAGUGUUAUGGUGUCCCAUGAUGAUUCUUCUCCUAUUUCUCCUUCUUGUGGGAGUAGCCUCCUCCUCAUCAUCAUCAUCACCUACAAUAACAACUCCAUCAUCUCUUAAUGACUGUCCAACCUUUAGAUCCAUUCCGUAUCAUCCUAAAUUUCCCUAUGAAUCGGAUGGCACUGUUGAAUCCAGUACCUACAUUACCAUGAGAGAUCAAGUCAAGAUUGCCUGUGAUCUGUACAUUCCGUUCCGAGCUCUCAAUGAAAAUCAUCGAUUACCAACCCUCUUUCAUGUAACCCGAUAUGGAAGAUCUCAUAGAAUUCGGUGGCCCUUUUCUCUCUUGUUUGGUGAGAGAAUAAGCUCGAGAGGAAUUCCUUUUAAAACCUAUAACGCAAGAGGCUAUGCGGUGGUUUCAUGUGAUACGAGAGGAACUGGAGCUAGCUUUGGAAAACGUUUGUAUGAUUUUCAUCAUGAAGAAGUUGAAGACUAUCGGGAAUUGUUGGAUUGGAUUGUUCAGCAGAGAUUUAGUAAUGGAAAAGUUGUGAGUGUUGGAAUUUCGUAUGACGGAAUGGCAACAGAUUUUAUGAUGUCAUUGAAUCAUGAAGCAUUGGUUGCAGUUGCAACCAUUAGUUCCCCUUUUGAUAUGUAUCGGGAUGUGUUGUAUCCGGGUGGAUUGUAUCAGUAUGCCUUCUUGGACGCAUAUUUGAAAUCGACCAAAAAUCUUGAAAGUGGUGGCUUACCUGAUCGAUACAAGGCUUGCAAAGGUUGUGAGCCAGUCACGUGGAGAGAGAAAUUCUUCGUAUGGUUGGGAAAGCUCAUGAUUGAUGGAGUUGAAAAGGUCAAUAAUGAUGUAGUGUCUUAUCGUCGUGCUUUGGAAGACCACAAAGGAUCUACGAACAUGCUCGAUUUAAUGCCAUUGAUCGAAGAAGGUAUUGACAAGGAGGUGAAAGCUUCAACAUUUACUUAUAUUAUGGAAAGAGAUAGUAAUUUUAGAGUAAUUAAUGCAACAAAACGACAAAUUCCAAUGAUCAUGUUUGGUGGAUUUUAUGAUGGUACAAUUCAAAAUUCUGUUGUGAAAAGAUUUUAUACAAUGAAAAAUAACAAGAACAAAUUGAUUCUGGGAUCCUACACUCAUGGAUUUAGAAAAUGUGCAUCACCUUACUUGACAGGAAAAACUCCUUGUUUUAGUGCCAUGAUCGAAGCUAUGCGAUUUUUUGAUCAUUAUGUCGGAAAGGAUACAGAGACUGGUAUCGAUACGGAGCCAAGUGUUCAUUUUCAUACUGCUGGAAGCGAAAAGUGGCACUCUGCAACGGAGUGGCCUCCAAAAGAAGUGUCAGAAACUACACUCCAUUUGGAUGGUAAUGGAAAAUUAGUCACUGCUGCUGAGUCUUCUAAUUCUUUGCAAUUUUCACACAAAUUGAAAUUGAAUUUGACAGAAGAAGUCGUCAUCCAUUCGAAAUUCAAUAUCAUGUCACAUUUAUAUGAGAAAUAUCCUCAAUAUACAGAAAAAUUGUCUGAUACGAAUUGGAAGAAUGGAAAAUUGAACUAUAUUUCAGAACCGCUGAAAAAUAGUAUUGAAAUUACUGGCUAUCCAAAAAUUGAUAUCGAAAUUUCUGGAGACAACAAAGAUGGAGUUAUUUUCGCAUACUUGAUGGAAUUUGAUCAUGUGAGUGGCAAGAUACAUCUUAUCAUGGAUACUCAAUUAAGACUUGUACACCGAAAGCUUUCAACAAGCUUAAACAAUGGACUUGUGGAUGCUGUGCCCAUCCAUUCCUUCCGCGUCGUAGAUAAGGAACUCCUUCAUCCAAAUAAGAAGACCAAACUGACCCUAUACUUUCCAGCAAUUUCAUAUCAUUUGCCAAGGGGUAAUUCCUUGUCUCUCUCUCUUUUCAGUUUUGACUCUCUCAAUUUUAAAAUAUUUAACGGCAUUGAGGAUUUGUCACAAGAGCUCACCAUUUAUUCAGGCUCUCUUACUCUUCCAACCAUUGUUAGAGAUGAUGACAGUAGUGUGCCAUCCAGCCCAAACAAGUCAACAAAGGAUGAAUUUUAA
This is a messenger RNA of Naegleria fowleri, 2076 nucleotides long. RefSeq lists its product as uncharacterized. Lineage: Eukaryota; Heterolobosea; Eutetramitea; Acrasida; Naegleriidae. Gene Ontology annotation, molecular function: dipeptidyl-peptidase activity. The coding region runs from base 1 to 2076 and encodes 691 amino acids. The transcript is spliced from 3 exons. The record is from RefSeq and is a predicted model, not a curated record.